AUGCUGUGGCUGAAGGAUGCGACACUACAGGCGCAACUGCAGUCAGUCAUCCAAGCAGACCAAGCAGAAGUGUUGGUAGCCUCGCCCGGCCAGCACGGGAGCCAGUUGGCCUCCAUUCAGAAUGAUCCAAGAACUUCUGUCGUGGAUGUGGCACAUCCUGACACCGUGGCUAGACAGCAACGAGAGCUGGAGUCCUUGAGAAGCCAGCUCGCUUCCAGGAUUGCUUUGAGCGAAGAAGCCGAGACCUUGCACAAUCAGAGGCUAGAGUCAAUGCAGAAGGAGCUUGCAAACACGGUUUCCUUACUCAAUGAGGCAAAAGUGGCCAAAGGACAGGUUGCAGGAGAAUUGGCAUCCCGAAUUGUGAUGCACGAGGAAGCAGAAACCCGGCACAAGGGUUCUAUGGAGUCCAUGAAGCAAGAGCUUGCAUACACGGCGUCCAUGCUGCAAGCGGCAGAAGCAGCCAAUCAGAAGGUUUCAGGUGAGCUGGCAUCAAGACUUGCCUUGCACGAAGAGGCAGAGAUGCUGCACAAGCAAAGGCUCGAGUCCAUGGAGAAGGAGCUUGAAACAAUGACCGCCUUGCUGUCAGAAGCAGAAGCUGCUAAGCAACAACUGACAGGCGAGCUGGUGACGCGAAAUGCAUCGCGCGAAUCUGAGACGUUGCACCGUCAGCGGCUGGAGUCUGCUGAGAGGGAGCUAGCUAGCACGGGUGAGUUGCUCAACGAAGUGCUUGCAGAAGCAGAUGCCGAAAAAGCCAAACUCACGGGGGAGCUGGCGUCCAGAAUUGCUUCGCACGAAGCAACCAAGGCCAGACAUGCGUGCAUUCUGGAGUCCGUGCAGGGAGAGCUUGCAAGCAUGACCACUUUGUUCAAUGAGACCAACGCAGCCAAAGAUUCGAUUUCAGCUGAACUGACCUCUCUGCGCGAUGCGACAUACAUGGCGAACACACUUUUGGCACUCAGCCGACAGCACUAUCACCAAGUGCUUCUAUCGCAGCUACCUCUUAUCCCACCGCAGGCCACAGUGAUAUCCAGAGACUUGGCCAGGGAUGAGCCGAAGUAUAAGGCUCUGACGGAGAUGUUCCAUGGCUCAAUGGUGAAACAUAGAGCUUCCUCCAGGUCAGGGUACUGGUGCUGUGCACCACGAGUUUCAGUGACUCGAAUUUGUGAGUUGUUUCAUGCGGACAAGCAACAGGAGUACGAGCAAGCCCGACGUGCUAGAUGUUCUCGGGGCGAUUGUGGUGACUGCACUAGGAUCGAUGGCAUGACAGCCAUGAAAUGCGAAGUGCCGCCAUAUUGGAAGGACAUGAACGAAUACCUGCUGUAUCAUGGAACGAGCUUCCGGAAGGCAGAAGGCAUCCUGCGAACGGGCUUCGAUCCCCAGCGUGGCGGAGAUAUGACAGGCUCCAUGUUUGGUAAAGGCACGUAUUUCGCUCAGAAUGCUUCAAAAUCGGAUUUCUACACCACAUGCAAUGAGUGCACUUCAGACAACUGCAAGGAGUGUCGCCAUGCACAGGGUGAGAGAUGCAUAUUGGUCGCACGAGUGCUGCUUGGAGAGAGCUUCGUUGAAACGGCCCCUACUGUAGACACGAAGCAUUGGAUCAAAGCACCAGACCAGUGCGACGGCAAUCCCUACGACUCUGUCACUGGAGCAUGCAGAGCACAUGGGGGCGUAGUGGAUCACAUGGAGUUUGUGGUGUUCAAGGAGAGCAGAAUGCAUGUACAGUUUCAGAUCUUCUACGCACAUGAUGCGAGCUGCAACUGCAGCAAUUGUAUUUAUCGUCACAGGCAAUAG
Molecule: messenger RNA, 1791 nt
Organism: Symbiodinium sp. CCMP2456
Lineage: Eukaryota; Dinophyceae; Suessiales; Symbiodiniaceae
Source: the annotation of a GenBank genome assembly